AUGUCAGGUACCGUUCUUGAUACUCAGUUGGGCGAUCUGUCGCUAGACACGACAGCUCAUGUUAAAUACAUACAAAGUUUGAAUACAAAGCAAGAUGACUUGGACUAUUGGUUGACCGAACAUCUGCGCUUGAACGGCGUCUAUUGGGGCUUAAAUGCUCUGCAUCUUAUGGGACACCCGGAUGCUCUGCCUCGUCAGGAUACCAUCGAUUUUGUCCUCUCUUGCCAGCAUGAAAAUGGCGGGUUUGGGGCGGCUCCUGGUCACGAUGCGCACAUGUUGUCCACUGUGAGUGCGGUACAGAUUCUAGUCAUGGUGGAUGCACUUGGCGAUCUAGAGGAACGAGGCAAGGGAAAAGGCAAAGCCCAGGUAGCAAGUUUUAUUGCCAAUCUUCAAAACCGAGAAACCGGCAGUUUUUUCGGAGACGAAUGGGGUGAGCAGGACACAAGAUUCAUGUGCGGAGCUCUUAUCGCUCUUUCAUUAUUAGGUCUGAUGGAUAUGAUCGACGUAGAGAAGGCUGUCUCUCACGUCAUGGAAUGCGCCAACUUUGAUGGCGGCUUUGGUGCCAAGCCUAGCGCAGAAUCUCACGGCGCUCAGAUUUAUACUUGUGUUGCCCCAUUAUCGAUAGCUGGGCGUUUGGAUUUGUUGGAUAUUGAAAGAUUGGGAAGAUGGUUAAGCGAACGACAACUACCCUGUGGUGGAUUUAAUGGUCGUCCAGAGAAGAAGGAAGACGUAUGUUAUAGUUGGUUUGUUCUUGCCAGCCUAAACAUCAUUGGCAAAACACACUGGAUUGAUACCCCAGCUCUGGCAAAGUUCAUUCUAGGUUGCCAGGAUUCUACUACUGGAGGCAUAUCAGACCGACCCGAAGACUUACCGGAUGUAUGGCAUACGUGUUUUGGAAUUGCAGGACUGAGUCUACUUGGGCUACCUACCCUGGAAGCUGUUGACCCCGUUUACUGCAUGCCAAAAGCAACAGUUGACAAAGCACUAAACAGAUAG
[Torrubiella] hemipterigena is the source of this 996-nucleotide messenger RNA. Lineage: Eukaryota; Fungi; Ascomycota; Sordariomycetes; Hypocreales; Clavicipitaceae. The record is from the annotation of a GenBank genome assembly.